UAGUGACAGUGCUUUUGUGAGAGCGCUGUGAGUUCCAUCUGCUUCCGUCUACCAAUUGAUUAUCUGUAAUGACUACACUGUAUAUAUCUAUACUGUGAUUGAAUUAUCAUAGGUCUCGUGCGUUAUCGGAGUAGAUUUGAUACGUGAACACGUGAGGGGAACCAACAAUCAUGGUUCAGCAAUACCAAUCGCCUGUGCGAGUUUACAAGCAUCCUUUCGCUCUUGUCAUGAUGGCAUAUGAGCGUAGGUUUCCAACAUGUCCACAGAUACCAGUUUUUAUUGGAUGUGAAGUUAUGUUAGAUGAGGAGAGCGAGGAUGGUGCUGUUAGAACCACAGAAAGACGAUGUAAAUUAAAUGUUGAAGCACCAUAUAUCUUAAAAAAGAUAAUUGGUGUGGAUUUUGUAUACUUUAUUCAAAGGAAUGUUUUAAAUAGGCGCAAUAAUGUUUUAGAAAUAGAAGCAUACAAUGAAAGCUUUGCCACUAGAGUAACUGUUAUUGAAAAAUGUAAAUAUUGUAAGUAUUAUAUAUUUAAAAACUUUUUUGGUUUUGAAAACUCAAUGGAAAAGUUAGCGAUGAAGCAAUAUGCACAAAAUAUUGCUAAGGGUAAAGAAAUUAUCGAAUAUUUCAUAAAUAAAUUGAAAGAAGAAGGUAUUACCUAUGUUGCUCCUUGGGAAGAUCCACAGAAAAGAUCUUCUGAAGAAGAAAAGAAAAAUGUGGACGAAAAUAGUGAGUUAUAUAGCGAAAAAGAAUUAUGUAAUACCGACAAUAAACUGCCUAGCAACAGAGAAAUGCAACUGUCAUCGGAUUAUAUAGAGAGAUACUUAGGAAAACUAGAUAUGCUUCAGGAAAGCAAAUUAGUGCAACUUAGACAUAGCAUUGAAGAACUAAGGGGUAGUUCCGUACCAGGUUAUGCAACGCUUCUACGGUUCUUAAGGGCCACGGAAUUCUCUGUUGAAAAGGCUAGAGAAAUGUUAACACAAUCCUUACAUUGGAGAAAGAAGCAUCAGAUCGAUAAACUUCUAGAUGAAUAUGAAAUGCCACAAGUGAUUAAAGAUUACUUUCCUGGUGGCUGGCAUCACUUUGAUAAAGACGGACGACCUUUAUAUAUCUUAAGGCUGGGUCAAAUGGAUGUUAAAGGUCUACUUAAAUCUAUUGGGGAAGAUGAAUUAUUAUUAUUAGCUUUACAUAUCUGUGAAGAAGGACUGCACUUGAUGGAAGAAGCUACUACUGUUUGGGAUCAUCCGGUCUCUCAAUGGACAUUAUUAAUAGAUUUAGAAGGUUUAAAUAUGCGACAUUUAUGGAGACCUGGAAUAAAAGCAUUAUUGAGAAUAAUAGAAAUAGUUGAAGCAAAUUAUCCAGAAACAAUGGGAAGGGUUCUAAUCAUGCGUGCUCCCAGAUGUUUCCCUAUUUUGUGGACACUUAUCAGCACUUUUAUAAAUGAAAAUACUAGGAAAAAGUUUAUUUUUUAUUGUGGUACAGACUACCAAGAACAAGGACCCGGUGGUCUUAGUGAAUACAUUAAUCAAGAAUUUAUUCCUGAUUUCCUCGGUGGUUCCUCAGAAACAUACGUAAUGGAAGGUGGAGUAGUACCGAAAAACUUAUACAGAAUGGAUUUGGAGGGUACCACCGGCGAACAUGAGCAUAGUCUAUAUCACUCUAUUAGCUUGAGCCGUGGUCAAACUCAUCAUGUAUUCAUAGAAUCGGAUGAUCCGGGUGCUGUCCUGACGUGGGAUUUCGAUGUAAUGCGUCAUAAUAUAAUAUUUACAGUGCUUCACAAAUCUCGAAACAGUGAAAAUGGUGCUAUUUCAGAACUUCCAGAGCUCGCAAUAGGGGGUGAUCAUGAAAUCGUUGCUGCAAAAGAAUUGAAAGAUAAUUAUAUUAAAGUCGAACAUAGCAUAAUUUGUCAUGAUGGUGAAAGCAUCCAAGGUACUCAUAUCAUGCAGGAUACAGGUACUUAUGUAUUACAAUGGCAAAAUCAAGAAGACCAAGUCGAAUUUCUUCCAUCCAUUAGCUCUCAUAAGGCUCAACUUACGUACUUUUAUGAAACAUUACCAGCUGCACAUUACAGAGGUUCAAUGAUGAGUUUACAGUCAGCCAUAAGCGGAAGGUCAGAGGCUAGUUCAUCUUUAUCCAGAUGAAAAGCAAUGAAUACAAAUGUUGAAUUGCAGGAGACAUGAAAAACAAA
Messenger RNA from Acromyrmex echinatior (Panamanian leafcutter ant), 2185 nucleotides. It is a transcript of the gene retm, whose product is annotated as real-time. The record is from RefSeq and is a predicted model, not a curated record. Gene Ontology annotation, cellular component: cytoplasm. NCBI's taxonomy places the organism in Eukaryota, Metazoa, Arthropoda, Insecta, Hymenoptera, Formicidae.